GAUAGGUUGGCACCGAGCGAGCGUAGAGACAGUCCAUGAUGGGGGCUCGGGUUGGACGUAUGUUCAGAAAUUUUAAUUUAGAAAAUCGUGCUCACCGUGAAAUAGCGAAGGAAAAGCCGGUCGCCGCUCCUCGACACCCAACUCCAGUGGCUGAGAGCGCUGAAGAAAUUGUGCAGGAAAUCCAUAAGAAAAAUGACCCGUUGCUGUCAUUAUUGAAGACUGUGUAUGUGGAAUCAAACGAUCCAGCACCUCAGAGUGUGGCAUCUGAGUCCAAGAUAACAGCAGUAACUGAACGGAGGCAGUUGAAGUUUAGCCUACCAAGUGACCCAUAUGGCAUAUGCGAUAUCACCGAAGUCCCUAAAGGAAAACUCUCCAUUGUCGAGGCCCUCCAUGCACUCAACAACCACAAACGGGAACCUCAGACAUGGACUCCAGAAAAAGUGGCCCAAGAGUUCUCUUUAGACUUGAAAGAUACCAAGGGCCUUUUGACCUUUUUUAUACCCUUUGAAAUGAAAAUAAUACCACCCAGCGAAGAUGUGCCCAAACAGAUAAAGGACUCUUAGGAUUUAGGAGCACAUUCUGUCUAUAUCUGAUGCAAACUAUGUCAAGGUUGAAUUUGUGUGUGUGUUUGUGUGGAAAUAUUACAUGUUUAUUUCGAUAUUCUGUGAAUACUGAGAAGUAUUUUUUUUUUCGCCCAAAGUGGAGUACAAUUAUUUAUUGACAUGCUGUAUGUUAAAUGUCUGUAAUACCACGUUAUAAAGGCAAAAUAUUAUAUGUUGUAAUGUGAAUUUAAAGAAAACACGCACAAUAUUUUGAA
Messenger RNA from Sardina pilchardus (European sardine), 817 nucleotides. It is a transcript of the gene ndufaf4, whose product is annotated as NADH:ubiquinone oxidoreductase complex assembly factor 4. Gene Ontology annotation, biological process: mitochondrial respiratory chain complex I assembly. The record is from RefSeq and is a predicted model, not a curated record. The coding region runs from base 36 to 563 and encodes 175 amino acids. Gene Ontology annotation, cellular component: mitochondrion. The transcript has 3 exons. Lineage: Eukaryota; Metazoa; Chordata; Actinopteri; Clupeiformes; Clupeidae.